Molecule: messenger RNA, 1137 nt
Organism: Pogonomyrmex barbatus (red harvester ant)
Lineage: Eukaryota; Metazoa; Arthropoda; Insecta; Hymenoptera; Formicidae
Source: RefSeq, a predicted model, not a curated record
AACUCUGGAAUUACUCGAGAAAAUAUUUAAUUGAGAAAAUAUUUAAUUGCUGCAGAUUGCUAGGUAAUCUUCUAGGAAUUAACGACUACAAGACUAACAAAGCUGCUUUUUGGUUCUUGGACACCAUAGCUCUUCAAGUUCUACGUUUCAAAGACUGUUUAGACAAUUAUUAUAGAAGUGUAUUAAUUAGCUGGUUGGCUGGCGAAAUGAAAUUAAUUCGAGAUAAGAAAUUAUUUCGCGAAGACUUUUUUAAAGAAAUGAGGACUUUAUUUAUUUAUGUCGCUAAAAAAUUAUGUAGUGACGAUCGAUUGCCGCACUGGGAGUUACUUAUGGAUGCAUAUUCUGAAAUUAUGUCACAAAAUUCUACCAGUGAAACGGAAUAUUUAAUUACAAAUAAACUAUCUCAAAAGGAAUUAAUAACAGAGAAUAACGAACUUACGUCUCAAGAGAACAAACUUUUCUUUAUCGACUUGAAAAAUUAUGAUAGUGGAAACAGCAUGAUAAGUAAUUUACAAAAGAAAUCACCGACGAGUUCCAAAAUUUUCUUAACUACAAAGAAUUCACAAACAAAUACAAGUGGAAAUGCGAAAAUCAAAUCUUCGAAUUUAAACCCAAGUGAUGUACUAAAUAUAAUUGUUAAAGCAACAUACAGCAUGUAUGCUAAUGAAUUGCGUUAUUUCCUUAUAUAUGAAGUUUUUGUAAAACAGAUACAGUUACAGAUUUUUCAUAUGCCUCAUACUUUUCGGACAGCACGUCAAAUUAAACUUGCAGAUUCUGAAAAAGGAUUGUUUCACGUAAAACUUCGUGAACGAUUAAAAAAAAUUGCCAGUGAAUCAAUAAUUAACGAUAAUGAUGAACAAUAUAAUGAGGAGAAAACAAUUGAUAAUACAAAGGAAGAGAAAGAAGAAAAAAUGAAAGAUUUAGACAUGGAAAUUCCUCCAACACCACAAUCUUCUUUAAUGGAGGAUGAACUGUUAGCCAAUAAUCAUCGAUUUAUUCUACCAUUGAUAGAAGCUAAUGAAGCAGCACAAAUCUUCGAGAUGCAUGCAGGAAAUAUAUGACAUAAUAAACGCAAAUCCACAAGAUUGAAAAAUUUUAUUUAUUUUGUAACAUCUAAAUUUUAUUUAUUUUGUAACA